CAGCUGCCCAAGAUUAGAUUAGUUAACGUUACAGAGUCAGUAAUUACUAGUGGUAACGUAUAAUGUUAGAUACGAUAAAAGACUUCAUCGAUAAUAGAUUUAUUCGUACAGUUAAACAAGAAAAUAGUCAAGGAAACAAUAAUGGGUUUCCGAAGGAAGGUUUACAGUUUCGUGGCAGGAGUACCAAUUGCAACGGAGAUGGUUUUAUCGACGGCGAAGGGGGUGGCGUUGAAGAGUCAGCCACAGCAGGGCCAGACAAGCUGGAGGGAUCCGGCUCAACUGAGAAUGACACUCUUCACCUCAAGAGACGGGUGGGACUCAUCAGUGGGGUGGCUUUAAUUGUCGGAACCAUGAUAGGGUCCGGAAUCUUCGUGUCCCCGUCGGGGCUACUCGAAAGAACCGGAUCAGUUGGUAUGAGUUUCGUCAUAUGGAUGGCUUGUGGAUUUUUAUCCUUACUAGGUGCCCUGGCAUAUGCUGAAUUGGGUACCAUGAACACAUCAUCUGGUGCCGAGUACGCCUAUUUCAUGGACGCAUUUGGAGCACCUCCCGCCUUUUUGUUCUCAUGGGCAAGCACUUUAGUGUUAAAACCGUCACAAAUGGCAAUUAUUUGUCUUAGCUUUGGAAAGUAUGCUGUUGAAGCAUUCGUCAACGAAUGUGAGCCCCCAGAUAUAGUUGUGAAAAUGGUGGCUCUUUUGGCAUUAGUGGUGAUACUAUACAUAAACUGCUACAGUGUUAACUUGGCAACGAGCGUUCAAAAUAUAUUCACGGCAGCCAAAUUGGUGGCAGUACUUCUGGUUAUAGUUGGUGGAAUAUAUAAAAUGUGCGAAGGAAACAUCCAACACCUCCAAUACCCAUUCCAAAACACAAAGUUUUCGAUUGGAAACAUCGCUACCGCCUUUUACACCGGAUUGUGGGCUUACGACGGUUGGAAUAACCUGAACUACGUGACCGAAGAAAUUAAAAAUCCAUCCAAAAAUUUACCACGAAGCAUAAUUAUAGGCAUACCGCUAGUAACAGUAUGCUAUGCCUUAAUAAAUAUUUCCUACUUAACGGUAAUGUCGCCGUUGGAAAUGACUAACUCUGAAGCAGUGGCUGUGACUUUUGGCAAUCGUCUUUUGGGUGUAAUGGCUUGGCUCAUGCCCCUUUCGGUUACAAUCUCCACGUUUGGCUCGGCAAAUGGAACAUUAUUCGCCGCUGGACGGUUAUGUUUCGCUGCCAGUCGCGAGGGACACAUGCUGGAUAUCCUGUCGUACGUGCACGUUCGCCGAUACACUCCGGCACCAGGACUCAUUUUCCACUCAUUGAUCGCGGGGGCGAUGGUUUUGUACGGUACAAUAGACUCCCUCAUCGAUUUCUUCAGCUUCACCGCGUGGAUAUUCUACGGAGGAUCCAUGGUCGCCCUUAUGGUAAUGCGGUACACCAAACCCAACUAUCCACGACCUUAUAAGGUGCCGAUCAUCAUUCCACUGCUAGUCUUCGUGGUCUCCAUCUACCUGAUUAUCGGGCCUAUCAUCGACCAGCCUACCAUCGAGUACCUAUACGCCGCGAUGUUCAUACUGGGCGGAAUGGUUUUCUACGUACCGUUUGUGCACUACAAAGUGCGCAUUCCAUUAAUGGGCAUCAGUAAUCACUUCAUUCAUGAGGUGAAUGGGCAAACAUUCUUCCGAAAAUACUCAUUUUGGAUAGAAGAUGGAUUUAGAUGGGCUGACCGUCUUCUUGCAAAUGUUACUGGAAGUGGCUCCCACCCAACACAUGAUCGAGUAAUUAGUGUCUUUAGUAUAAUGAUACGUAGAUUAAAUAUACUUUUAUGACAUUUAAACACACAGUACUGUAUCUACUACACGAAAAGCAUUGUAGUUUCUGCUGUAUGUUAGACAAACUGUUGCCAAAUCUUUUUAGAAAAAAAACAUGGUAGAUUUCAUUGUUUAUCCAAAUGAUUUUAAUUACACCAAGGGUCAUUGCAUGUACCUAUGAUCGGUGAUUACGAAAUACUGUGUCGUCAGUUGGACAGGGAACUUGAUCAUUCCUUGCUUAAUGCGCUGAUAGAAAACAAAUAAUUUUAUAUGAAUUUUGUAACUUUAUAUUAAUAAGCCAAAAAAACAUACACUCAACCCGUUUUUUUUAUUAAAAUAUUAUUUUUGUAUCGUAUCCCUAGUUCUGUUCACAUUUUAGUGUUUUAUAACGUUACUUCAAUCAGUAUUAUUUACACAAGGUUGUGAAUGGAAUUUAAUACUUACCUACAACUUGGUACCUGUUUAUUGUUAAAAACGUAAAUUAUAUAGGUACAUAUCGUUGUUUAAUAAUAUAAGCAGGUUUAGAUUCAAAAAAUGUAUAAUGUCUAUAUUAUAGAUAUAUACGCAAUGGCAACAUUUGUUGUUAAAUAAUACCAUUAAGUAUAUUUUUAAUUUGUUAUAAAUUUAUGAUGGCUUAUUUUUUAUAAAAUACUUAAAAAAAUGUCUAUAUUAGGUAUCACUGUGGACUUA
Photinus pyralis (common eastern firefly) is the source of this 2483-nucleotide messenger RNA. RefSeq names its product b(0,+)-type amino acid transporter 1 (gene sbm). The record is from RefSeq and is a predicted model, not a curated record. Gene Ontology annotation, biological process: amino acid transmembrane transport. Lineage: Eukaryota; Metazoa; Arthropoda; Insecta; Coleoptera; Lampyridae. Gene Ontology annotation, cellular component: membrane. Gene Ontology annotation, molecular function: L-amino acid transmembrane transporter activity. The transcript has 11 exons. The coding region runs from base 63 to 1811 and encodes 582 amino acids.